CAGCAACUCCCGUCCCACGACAGAACUAUCAGUGAAUGUCGCAUCCGUAUAUACACUAGUUGCUCGGUGAUUGCAGCAUCCUGAAAUGUACAAGUCUCUUUAUCGUUUAUCAGAGAAACUUCACGGGAUAUUUAAUCGGGGCCUCGAGAUGCGAAUUCGCUUAUAUCUAGGUCCUUCGUCGACACGCCAAGCCGUGCCGUUUCCUGAACAUCGACCUUGCAACAUUGACCUCAGAAGCCAUCGCGAUGGGCCGAACCCCCUCCAGUGGCUAUUGCCAGACUUGCCGACGCAGGCGGGUAAAGUGUGACAAGCUUCGUCCCAAGUGCGAAAGAUGCCUAAGGUCGGGUCACAAGUGUUUGGGCUACGAGCUACCUCUUCGAAUGCAACAUUUCACCACUGUGACAGAGGCUAGCGGGGCCCAACAGCUGAUUCGCAUUUCUGAUACAACGAAAGUUACACUUCCGCCGCCAACCGUGACCCAAGAGUUGCCGUUGAUAGCUUUCCGUGAGCAAAUGGCGUUCUCUCAUCUCAUUGCCAACUACCGAUGGGGUCCCUUCUGGAAACCUGUGCUGCGGAUGUCCUUGAAUGGGCCGGCACCGCCUGACGUCGUCAAGGCUGAUUACACCGGAACCUUGGCGACGGCGCUUAGUUUCAUGGGCAGUAGAGUCAAAGAGCCACAGAUGCUGGCCGAGGGCUAUGAACUCAACGGCCAAGUGAUACGAGCCUUACAAUCGGCCUUGUCCGCUGCAUCAAAGAAACAUCUGGCCCAAUGGGCCAUCACAAUCAUCAUAUUGAGCAUCUACCAAUAUGCAGUUGAGCAGGAAGUCAAUAUUCCUCACUAUUACGGGAUGACAAGGAUCAUUGAGUGGUGCGGGCCGGAAUGUUUCCAGCAAGAGCCUAUGCUGACAAGUCUGCGCCAUAUGAGGGCUAUACAUGCAUGUAAAUGCUACAACCACUACGAAGGAUCUUUCUUUGAUCAGGAACGCUGGAAAACAGUACCAUGGCUGUAUCACCCGAAGACAUCUUAUGAUCUUUUGAUGGAUAUAUUUGUCGACGUUCCCGGGUUGACAGUUUCAAUAGCGCACCCAGCCGAGCCCCUUUCGCCAGAAAAAAAGGCUGCAGCUUGUGCCGUAAUACUCAAGAUGAUCUCUAAGUUACACGACUGGAGACGGGUUUGGGAAAGAUCCAACCAGAACAGUGUAUCGGAGGUCUUCAUGCCUUUGGAAGACGACGGUAUUACCAUAAGUUGGGUUCGAGAUUUGCUUUCUCAACCUUUGAUGCUCAAUACGGCCGAACAGGCGACGGAGCUUCUGAUCUACAAUUCCGCGAUCGUCCAGCUUAUGAAUCUUCAAGAUAUUCUAGACACCGGCAACCGAUUUCCACCCUCUUUGCCCUCUGAGUUGGACAGGACUAUACCAAAGAAGCCAGAUCGAGGGUUGUACAUGCCAGAAGAACUCCAGUACCGCUGGCAGCCCUUGAUGGAAGGGCUGAGGCUGAUGCGAUUGGUUCCAAAGAUAUUCUCGUCCGUUGAAUAUACAGUAAUGCUCUCCGCUUCGCCUUUCGGAAUCAUUUACAAUGCCUCGCUUGGGACUGAGGGUGUCGGGCGUGUCAUUCUUUCGACAAUGACAACCCCGGACGACAACGAAAUGGCAGAUAGAGAACUGUCCAUAUUCCGGUUGUGGAAGCCUGCGGAGUCAACGACUACAUAAUUUGGAAUCACGAAGACAAAGGGUCUUGUUGGUUUGUCGGAAUCAAUGGAGUCUGUAUUAGUGAAGAUACAACAUACGGCAAGAAAACUUAUUUAAUAAUUGCGCUUACUUCCAGUGGGGUUCACAAGAAAUAAUACUUUACAGUCUGCUGCUAGAAACAAACUUUUCUCCUACAGUUAACUUUACAAGAUUGCAGAUC
Molecule: messenger RNA, 1908 nt
Organism: Colletotrichum navitas
Lineage: Eukaryota; Fungi; Ascomycota; Sordariomycetes; Glomerellales; Glomerellaceae
Exons: 4
Coding region: 246-1709 (487 amino acids)
Biological process (GO): regulation of DNA-templated transcription
Molecular function (GO): zinc ion binding; DNA-binding transcription factor activity, RNA polymerase II-specific
Source: RefSeq, a predicted model, not a curated record